AUGUCUCCUACGCCGGAAGAAGAGGAAGUCUUUAAUGUCAAGAGAUCUGGCAGUGGGCCAGAGGAGGAGGAGGAUGCAGCAAUAGUCGACGCCACGCCGAAGCAGCCAACUAAGAAACGGACCAAGACUGGAUGUCUCAGUGAGUUUGACCUCGUCUUCGGACACCACCUGCGAAGCACUCAUACUGAUAUCCGUCUCUUCAACAAGCAUGCCGUAAAAGACGGAUAUCAACCUGUGGCGAACAAAGAGCAGAUCCUAGGACAGACCGAUAUAUCCCAAGAAACUGGCGCUCAUCUGUCGUUUCAAGAUCACGAUGUCUCAACUGCGUUCAACCAACGUUGGCAACCAGGACCGGAAUACCUGGAAAUGCCACAUGACUUUGGUCAAACGAAUCCCUCGCCCUAUAAUCAACUACCAUUCAGCGCCAGCUACCAUGCGAUUCCAUUCCCUCCGACCAACCUCUCUAAUCACACGGGCAUUCCGGUCAUAGGUCCGGAAUAUGGAUGGCAGGGUACGCAGCAUCCACCAAACCUGCCUUAUCAUGGAAUGGCGGAAACCUCAAGAGAAACUGUACCAGGGUUCACCUUCCCGGACAACCAGGCUGGAAGGACUUCGACGACCGUCUUCCCUCUCGACCCCCGAUUGAUGGAUCAGCCGGCGACAUGGGGUUUCAAUCCUGCUUUGGCUCAACUUCAGUCACCGCAGUCAACACUCACCAGCAACCAUAUUAUGGCCUCACAGCAGCCGAUUCUGUCUCAAUUCCAACAACGGCGUGCUCCACUGUCUUACCAGUACGACGUAUCACCCCUACCUAUAGAGGAACAUGUGGCUAGGCAACACAGUGCGCAUGGUAGUACACAUCAGCCGGGAUUCAUAAAUACCGCAUCCCAUGGUCCUUCUGUGCUUCGGCGUCCUACAUCUCAGAUGAAUGACGACGAGGACGACGACGAUGACGACCCAUUCGACGUUGAAAUGGAAGAUUCAAACCUCUCAUAUCAAGAAGCGGCAAACAAUCUCACAGAGAUGCUCGGUCGUGCUGGGCAGGUCGAUGUACAGGCUUCGAAAUUGUACAUUCCCAGGAGGACUGAGUAUCGAACCGUCGCGACGUACCGGCCGACUAUAACACAAUCCCCUCUUCACGAUGAGAGAAACGAGCAUAUAUUUUGCCAUUUUGUUGAAAUUACGAGCAAUACUAUAUCAAUUUUCGAGAGACAUCACUACAGCCCUAUUGCGGCCCCUGCGAGAACUCUCUGGAAUUUCACAAUGCCGGCUCUGGCGUUGUCGCAUACCGCACUUGCGCAUGCGAUUCUGGCAUUGGGGGCCCUUCAUCUUGCGAAGCUGAAUAACUCGUCAGAAAACCUCGCGAUCAAGCAUUUCACCUGUGCAGUGCGAAGGGUUGGGAGACUGCUGGGGUUACCGAAACGGCGGCACGAAAUAGCAACUCUGGCUACAGUCCUGCUCCUUGGAUACUACGAGGUCGUCUCUGGCGACCAUUCACGGUGGAACCUUCAUUUGUCAGGAGCUACGAGGCUCCUACAGGAGCAUGACUUUGCCGGCUUGACCCGAACGACGAGACGCAUGCGAACUGGUGCAAAGGCACGAAUCAACCAGUGGACUGUUCAAUUUGCGUUGACCGACGAAAACUAUGCUCGUGUAGCUGGUAUUCCUCUUACCCUGCUUGACGACGCUGACUGGGAGGUCGAUCAGACACUCGUCUCCCGACUGACAGGCCUCCGCGUGAACUAUGACCAACAAUUCCAGCCAAGCUUCGCCUCGCGGCCUGCAAUGCCGGACCUGAGCGAGAAAGAUGUUGAAGAUUUCAAGGCCAAACUGGACUUGAGGUGGUGGUACUGCAAGCAAGACGUUUUCCAGAGCAUGGUAUCCGGCGACCGGCCGCUUAUGGCCUACCAGGAAUGGAUCUACUGCCCCCCUCGAGGUCAAAUUGGACGGGCGGACAAUCCAUAUGCGACCCUGGAUCACUUGCUACUGGUCAUGGCACGCCUAACUGAUUUCGGAGGCAAAGAUCGUCUGCGCAAGCAACGGGUGGUGGCUAUGCAGGGAGGGCAAUGGAGGCCCCCGAAAUGGCUGUUUGGAUCUCAAGGACAACCUGGUCCAUCAGGACGGAAGGACGGUCCUGCUCAUCCAAAGCAGGCUUCGGAAUCACCUCCUGAGAAGGCUUCUGCAGCCACCAAGCUGGGCGCUGCUCCGGCCCAGGCUGGAGCAAGACCAUCCCCAGCCCCCAGCGCCAACGAAGGGAGAGUGAGGCAGAGUAAACCCGGCUUACCGGGUGGUUCUGGUCCUGGACCGGGGGCUGGUCCUCCUAUGCUUGGGAUGCUCCCGCCUGCGACCGAGCCACUGCAGCUGGAUUCUGCUUUUCGGUCUAUGGACGCCAACAUCAAAGACUCGGCGUUUGCGUUCAAAAGAGAGCGAAAGGAGAGCACGCCGCCUAGCAAUCUCGAGGACGAUACAGCCAAGGCACUUGCAGAGUACAACGAGAUAGGCAAAGCCUUUGAUACCUUCGCAGAAAACCUGGGCACAGACUUUGAGCCUCUCAAACAAACCGGGCCCCCGGUCGGUACGCCUUUUGGGCCAGCACUCAUCUACAAAAAUGGCGCAGUGGCGUGUAUAUGGGCAUGCUACUACGUUGGGCGCAUCUUAUGGCAGCGCCUUCACCCCGAGAUGCCGCCUGCAGCAGUGGUUGCUGCUGGCGUCACGGCGCACCUCACUCGGGAGUAUACGCAGAUGGUCGGCCAGAUCUGCGCAGGGCUGUACUCAAGACAGCUCUAUGGCCAGAGCGGAGCCCUGGACCCAAGCUUCGCAGGCUACCUCAUGGAGAGUACCUUCUUCCUGUUGUUUGCAGCCAUCCAGUUUACAGACGCUGUGCAGCGAGGGUGGACAAUAAGCAAACUCAAAGACGUCGAACGCAGAUGUGGAUGGCGUACAUCAGGCGCCAUCGCUGGCGCUUGCGAGACUGCCUGGGAACGAAUGGCGCAAGCAGGACGAGGCCCGCCCUACGAGCGAACUCUGGCUGCUCACGACGAGGACAUCCGCAUGAGCAAGACAUCGGCAAAGUCAUCUCCAUCAAGUGGAGGACCUUCCGAUGCCGCCGUCGAACAGCAUGAGUCGGAAUUCGUGAACCACGAUCGCAGCCUCAUUGAUCGGUCCAGCUCGACCCGUGUGCAUUGGGCUCUGGGCUUGCUUUCGGUCGAAGAAGAUAUCCAGAAAAUGGCCCUGGAGGACAACUAG
Messenger RNA from Fonsecaea monophora, 3246 nucleotides. RefSeq lists its product as hypothetical. Gene Ontology annotation, cellular component: nucleus. The record is from RefSeq and is a predicted model, not a curated record. NCBI's taxonomy places the organism in Eukaryota, Fungi, Ascomycota, Eurotiomycetes, Chaetothyriales, Herpotrichiellaceae. The transcript has 3 exons. Gene Ontology annotation, biological process: positive regulation of transcription by RNA polymerase II. Gene Ontology annotation, molecular function: DNA-binding transcription factor activity; transcription cis-regulatory region binding. Bases 1 to 3246 code for a protein of 1081 amino acids.